Molecule: messenger RNA, 1481 nt
Organism: Medicago truncatula (barrel medic)
Lineage: Eukaryota; Viridiplantae; Streptophyta; Magnoliopsida; Fabales; Fabaceae
Product: aminoacyl tRNA synthase complex-interacting multifunctional protein 1
Exons: 12
Coding region: 138-1304 (388 amino acids)
Molecular function (GO): tRNA binding
Source: RefSeq, a predicted model, not a curated record
AACAGUAACUGAAGAAGACAACCUGAAGAAAAAUCAGACCGAAACCAAAACCUAAAACCCUUCAAAGUGCAGAACCACAAUUUCGUAGAACACUAAAAGAGAAUUUGAAGUUCAAAGGAGAAUCAUCAUCAUCACAAAUGGCUUCCGUUGACAACAGAAAGAAAUCACUGGUUUUGGCUCUCUCCAAGCACCUUUCAUUGGAUCCUAGUGUUUUCCCAGCUGAUAGUGCAGGAGGCGAUAUUAAGACUCUUUACUUAAACAUAAUCGCGGCAUCUGGACACGAGGUUAAUCAUUCUGAUGAGGUGUUGAAAUGGGUAGAAUUUGCAGAAACCUUGCCUGUUUCUCUUGACGGAUGCUUUGAGAUUCUCAAGAGAUUAAACGAUGAACUAUCUGGAAAGUCUGUGCUCCUUGGCAAUGGAUUGAAACCUUCUGAAGCUGAUGUUAUUGUGUUUUCAGUGAUUCAUUCUUCCCUGAUCAGCCUUCCAGACACUAACAAGGAAAAGUUGGCACAUGUGUUGAGAUGGGUGGACUACAUCCAGCACAAACUGGAAUUUGUAGGCUUAUUUGAGGAAAUAUUGUUGCAGAAGCCUGAAUUUGAGCCUCCGGUAACAAAAUCUGCUGCUGCUGUGGAAUCUGAUUUAAAAUCAAACAAGACUGAGCAAAGCGUAAAGAAUGUAAACAAGGCAGAACCAGAGACUAGCAAGGAUAAAAACAAAGCAGAGGUAAAGUCAACAGGAGACACCGAACCGGCUAAGGCCAAAGCAAAACCCGCAAAACCUGCUGCCAAAGAGGUGUCAGAGAAAGAGAAUGAAGUUAGUGUCAGUUUGCUUAAUAUUCAAGUUGGACUAAUUCGUAAAGCGUGGAAACAUCCCUCUGCAGAUAGUUUGCUAGUUGAGGAGAUAGAUGUUGGCGAAGCCAAAUUGCGGCAGGUUGUCAGUGGUUUGGCAAAGUACUGCAGUCCUGAUGAGUUGACGAAUCGCCGAGUUGCACUUAUUACAAAUGUCAAACCUGGAAAACUACGGGAUGUGGUGUCUGAAGGAUUGGUCUUGUGUGCUUCAAAUGAAGGUUCCACCAUCGUAGAGCCCUUGCUCCCUCCAGAAGGGGCUAAAAUUGGGGAACGUGUUUCUUUUGCCGGGAUUGAUGGAAAGCCAGAAGAUGUACUUAACCCAAAAAAGAAACAGCUGGAGAAGAUUACACCGCAUCUUUUCACUGAUGACAAUGGGAUGGCCACAUUUAAGGGGAUACCAUUUAUGACUUCUGGUGGACCAUGCACAUCAUCCAUUUCCAGAGCAACUAUAAAGUGAUCAAGAGAUAUGUCUCGUUCAUUGUUGUUGACCACUCAGAUUGUUAGUACCACAACUUUUUUUAAUGUUUUGAACAACGUGAUUAAAAUGUUCUAACAUUUAUGUUGCAGUUGUUGUAUCAUGGUCUUAAAUGCUACUAAUAUGAUCUCGAAUCCAAUGACUUCAAAAAAUAUCCUA